AGCCAUCUUGCUCUUGCCGCGUGCUGGUGUUGGAGGACCCUCCCAGCUUCAGAUUUACCAACAGCAUGAAUCAAGAAAAGUUAGCCAAACUUCAGGCUCAGGUCUGGAUAGGGGGCAUGGGUACAGCUCGCAGAAAGAAGAAAGUGGUACAUAGAACAGCUACAGCUGAUGACACAAAGCUUCAGAGUUCUCUGAAAAAACUGGCAGUGAAUAAUAUAGCUGGCAUUGAAGAGGUGAACAUGAUUAAAGAUGAUGGGACAGUAAUUCAUUUCAACAAUCCCAAAGUCCAAGCUUCCCUCUCUGCUAACACCUUUGCAAUUACUGGUCAUGCAGAAGCCAAACCAAUCACAGAAAUGCUUCCUGGAAUAUUAAGUCAGCUGGGUGCCGACAGCUUAACAAGUCUUAGGAAAUUAGCUGAACAGUUCCCACGACAAGUGUUGGACAGCAAAGCACCGAAGCCAGAGGACAUGGACGAGGAAGAUGAUGAUGUCCCUGAUCUCGUAGAAAAUUUUGAUGAAGCAUCAAAAAAUGAAGCCAACUAAAUCUUUUCUGGUUUUUGGAAGCUGGCAUGGACUAGAUUUAACAAAUCAGCUAUGUGGUUCCAAUGUUUUACCAACACAGAGAACAUCAUCUGUUAGUAGUUCAGUAAUAUAAUAUUUUGUAUAUUAA
Octodon degus (degu) is the source of this 669-nucleotide messenger RNA. RefSeq names its product transcription factor BTF3 homolog 4. The record is from RefSeq and is a predicted model, not a curated record. The transcript has a single exon. The coding region runs from base 66 to 542 and encodes 158 amino acids. NCBI's taxonomy places the organism in Eukaryota, Metazoa, Chordata, Mammalia, Rodentia, Octodontidae.